AUGGCCCUGUGUAUUCCCAUUGACAGGCAUAGUUGUCAACAGCAAGGUAAAACUAAAACAGUUGUGCUCUUUCACUCAGAGAGAAACACCCGCCAUGGACCCGUCUUCAGUCAAGAACCAAGUGACAGCAUUUUCCCCUUGAGCUUUGAGGACAACAAGGUGUUCAUCAAUUGUAAAGCAAAGGGAAACCCAGUCCCAUAUUAUAAAUGGAAGGUUGAUGGGAGAGAGAUUGACAUGGAUUUGAACUAUAACCUGGUUGAAGGAAACCUGUUGAUCAAUAACCCUCAUGUAACACAUCAUGGGGGGGUUUACCAGUGUAUCGCUACCAAUACCUUUGGAACCAUCGUCAGCAGGGAGGCCAAGGUGCAGUUUGCAUAUCUACAGAAUUUCAGCAGAAAGCCCAGGAACACAGUGUCAGUGAGAGAAGGCCAGGCAGUGGUGCUACUGUGUGGGCCUCCACCCCAUCAUGGAGAGAUCAAAUACUCAUGGGUUUUCAACGGACGCCCAAGGUUCCUGCUGCAGGAUACCCGUCGCUUCGUCUCCCAGAGUACAGGCAACCUGUACAUUGCCAAAGUGGAGGCCUCCGAUGUGGGGAACUACACGUGUGUGGUGAGGAACAUGAUGACCAACGCCACCGUUUACAGCUCGCCCACCCCCGUGGAGCUGCGCAGGGAUGCUGUAAUGGCAGAGUAUGAGCCAAAGAUCGAAGUUCAGUUCCCAGAAAGUCUUCAUGUCACCAAAGGAUCAUCAGUGAAACUGGAAUGCUUCGCCUUAGGAAACCCAGUGCCUGCCAUCACAUGGAGGAGAACAGAUGGGAAUCCCCUCCCUGGCAAGAUGAAAAUCAACCAUUCCAACGGGGUCCUGGAAAUACCAUAUUUCAGACCGGAGGAUGCUGGUGCAUAUGAGUGUGUUGCAGAGAACUCCAGAGGAAAAAACAUUGCCAAAGGGCAACUCCUAUUCCAGAAUGUUGAACAUCUGCACUGGGUCCAGACGUUAAAAGAUGCUCAUAUGGCUAUCGAGGCUAAUCUUCAGUGGGAGUGUAGGGCGAGCGGUAAACCUAAACCCGUGUACAGAUGGCUGAAGAACGGGGAGCCCUUGGUGUUGGAGGACAGGAUACUUUUAGAAGGUGGACGAUUGGCCGUAUCCAGGAUCAACCUGUUGGACUCUGGGAUGUACCAGUGCCUGGCAGAGAACGAACAUGGAGCCAUCUAUGCCAGCGCUGAACUCAAGGUUGUAGCCUCUGCACCCGACUUCUCCAAGAGUCUUGUGAAGAAGUCCAUGCUGAUCCAGAGAGGGGGGGAGGUGAUAAUGGAGUGCCGUCCCCAUGCGUCCCCUAGGGCCUCCAUCUCCUGGCGGAGAGGGGGAGAGUUUCUGAAGGACAGCAAGAGACGGACUAUUAUGGAGGAUGGAACUCUCCGUAUCACCAACAUCAGCAAAUCAGACGGAGGGAGGUACACCUGUGUGGCCAGGAACCCCUUUGGGACAUCAAGCAGUACUGCUACUCUGGUGGUGAAAGAGCCAACCAAGAUAACGGUUCCACCACUGAGUGUGGAUGCCACUGUGGGACAGAGCAUCGUGUUGCCAUGUGAAGUGUCCCGAGACUCCUCCCUGGAUCCCACCUUUAAGUGGUUCUUCAACGGCAAACUCAUUGAUUUUAACAAACAGGACCACUUUGAGAUGAUAGGAGGACAGGAAUCAGCUGGUGAUCUGAUGGUCAGGAAUAUUCAGCUAAAGCAUUCUGGGAAGUAUGUGUGCAUGGUACACACUGUGGUGGACAGUGUCUCAGCAGCAGCCGACCUCAUUGUCAGAGGACCACCCGGUGCCCCAGAGGGUCUCAUGGUGGGGGAGAUCACUGACUCCAGUGCCCAGCUCUCCUGGGGGUCUGGGCCAGACAACCACAGCCCUGUCACCACAUACACCAUCCAAGCCAGGACCCCCUUCUCCAUCGGCUGGCAGGCUGUCAGGACAGUUCCUGAUUCUGUGCCUGGACAGAUGUUUCAUGCAACGGUGAUAGAUUUGAACCCCUGGGUGGAUUAUGAAUUCAGGGUGGUGGCUAUCAACAAUGUGGGUGUUGGAGAGCCCAGCAUGCAAUCCAAGCAGAUUCGAACGAAAGCAGCAGUUCCUGAAGUAGCACCGGGUAAUGUGAGUGGAGGAGGAGGUAGCCGAGGAGAACUGGUUAUCCAAUGGGAGCCGAUACCAGAGGAACUACAGAAUGGAGAGGAAUUUGGAUAUAUUCUGGCUUUUCGUUCUCUUGGUACAACCACGUGGAAACAGACUGUGCUGGCUUCACCUGAUGCAUCAAGAUACACCUUCAGGAACGACAGCAUCCCUCCCCUCUCCCAAUUUGAGGUGAAAGUUGGAGUCUACAACAACAAAGGAGAAGGCCCAUCUAGCCAUGUGGUUGUAGUGUAUUCUGCAGAGGAAGAGCCCUCUGUAGCUCCAUCCAGAGUGUUGGCCCGGACGCUAUCAGCCUCUGAAAUCGAGGUAUACUGGGAACCCAUCCCCCAGACAGCCAGCAGUGGGAAGAUCAUUGGAUAUGAGGUGCUUUGUUGGGAGGAGGGGUUGCAGGAGAGUGAUGCUGAGAUGGUGAAGGUCACGGACACUGUGGCCCUUCUCUCUGGACUCAUGGGAAGUACUGUGUAUCUGAUCUCAGUCAGGGCCCAGAACAGCGCUGGAGCAGGGCCUUCUAGCCUGGCAGUCAAUGUCACCACCAAGAAACCACCACCAAGUCGACCUCCAGGGAAUAUUGAGUGGAACUUGACCAACUCCAAGAUCUUUUUAAAGUGGGAGCAUGUCAAGGCAUUGGGAAAUGAGUCUGAGGUGACAGGAUACAAGGUGGUGUACCGUCAGAACUGGCUUGGAAAGAGCAGCGUGGUGGAGACCAACAGGACCAGCGUGGAGCUGCAUGUCCCCUCUGGCGAGGACUACCUCAUUGAGAUCAAAGUCUUGAGUGGUGGAGGUGAUGGCAGCAGCAGUGGCCCCAUCAGGAUACCAAAGAUGUCCAUGGUGCUCCAAAGCAACUUGGUGCUCCACAGCAACUUGGUGCUCCACAGCAACUUGGUGCUCCACAGCAACUUGGUGCUCCACAGCAACUUGGUGCUCCACAGCAACGUGGUGCUCCACAGCAACUUGGUGCGCCAAAGCAACGUGGUGCUCCACAGCAACGUCGGGCUCCACAGCAACGUCGGGCUCCACAGCAACUUGGUGCUCCAGAGCAACGUGGUGCUCCACAGCAACGUGGUGCUCCACAGCAACUUGGUGCUCCACAGCAACGUCCGGCUCCACAGCAACUUGGUGCUCCACAGCGACUUGGUGCUCCACAGCAACGUGGUGCUCCACAGCGACUUGGUGCUCCACAGCAACUUGGUGCUCCACAGCAACGUGGUGCUCCACAGCAACUUGGUGCGCCAAAGCAACGUGGUGCUCCACAGCAACGUGGUGCUCCACAGCAACGUGGUGCUCCACAGCAACUUGGUGCUCCACAGCAACGUGGUGCUCCACAGCAACUUGGUGCUCCACAGCAACGUGGUGCUCCACAGCAACGUGGUGCUCCACAGCAACUUGGUGCUCCACAGCAACUUGGUGCUCCACAGCAACGUGGUGCUCCACAGCAACUUGGUGCUCCACAGCAACGUGGUGCUCCACAGCAACGUGGUGCUCCACAGCAACUUGGUGCUCCACAGCAACGUGGUGCUCCACAGCAACUUGGUGCUCCACAGCAACGUGGUGCUCCACAGCAACUUGGUGCUCCACAGCAACGUGGUGCUCCACAGCAACUUGGUGCUCCACAGCAACGUGGUGCUCCACAGCAACGUGGUGCUCCACAGCAACUUGGUGCUCCACAGCAACUUGGUGCUCCACAGCAACGUGGUGCUCCACAGCAACGUGGUGCUCCACAGCAACUUGGUGCUCCACAGCAACGUGGUGCUCCACAGCAACGUGGUGCUCCACAGCAACGUGGUCCUCCACAGCAACUUGGUGCUCCACAGCAACGUGGUGCUCCACAGCAACGUCGGGCUCCACAGCAACGUCGGGCUCCACAGCAACGUCGGGCUCCACAGCAACGUCGGGCUCCACAGCAACUUGGUGCUCCACAGCAACUUGGUGCUCCACAGCAACUUGGUGCUCCACAGCAACGUGGUGCUCCACAGCAACGUCGGGCUCCACAGCAACGUGGUGCUCCACAGGAACUUGGUGCUCCACAGCAACGUGGUGCUCCACAGCAACUUGGUGCUCCACAGCAACUUGGUGCUCCACAGCAACUUGGUGCUCCACAGCAACGUGGUGCUCCACAGCAACUUGGUGCUCCACAGCAACUUGGUGCUCCACAGGAACUUGGUGCUCCACAGCAAUGUGGUGCUCCACAGCAACGUGGUGCUCCACAGCAACUUGGUGUUCCACAGCAACUUGGUGCUCCACAGCAACGUGGUGCUCCACAGCAACUUGAUGCUCCACAGCAACGUCGGGCUACACAGCAACGUGGUGCUCCACAGCAACGUCGGGCUACACAGCAACGUCGGGCUACACAGGAACUUGGUGCUCCACAGCAAAUUGGUGCUCCACAGCAAAUUGGUGCUCCACAGCAACGUGGUGCUCCACAGCAACGUGGUGCUCCACAGCAACGUGGUGCUCCACAGCAACUUGGUGCUCCACAGCAACGUGGUGCUCCACAAAGACGUGGUGCUCCACAGCAACUUGGUGCUCCACAGAAACGUGGUGCUCCACAGAAACGUGGUGCUCCACAGCAACAUGGUCCUCCACAGCAACUUGGUGCUCCACAGCAACGUGGUGCUCCACAGCAACGUGGUGCUCCACAGCAACGUCGGGCUCCACAGCAACUUGGUGCUCCACAGCAACUUGGUGCUCCACAGCAACGUGGUGCUCCACAGCAACUUGGUGCUCCACAGCAACUUGGUGCUCCACAGCAACGUGGUGCUCCACAGCAACUUGGUGCUCCACAGCAACGUGGUGCUACACAGCAACGUCGGGCUCCACAGCAACUUGGUGCUCCACAGCAACUUGGUGCUCCACAGCAACUUGGUGCUCCACAGCAACGUCGGACUCCACAGCAACGUCGGGCUACACAGCAACUUGGUGCUCCACAGCAAAUUGGUGCUCCACAGCAACUUGGUGCUCCACAGCACAUUGGUGCUCCACAGCAACGUGGUGCUCCACAGCAACUUGGUGCUCCACAGCAACGUGGUGCUCCACAGCAACGUGGUGCUCCACAGCACAUUGGUGCUCCACAGCAACGUGGUGCUCCACAGCAACUUGGUGCUCCACAGCAACUUGGUGCUCCACAGCAACGUGGUGCUCCACAGCAAGAUGGUGCUCCACAGCACAUUGGUGCUCCACAGCAACGUGGUGCUCCACAGCACAUUGGUGCUCCACAGCAACGUGGUGCUCCACAGCAACUUGGUGCUCCACAGCAACUUGGUGCUCCACAGCAACUUGGUGCUCCACAGCAACGUGGUGCUCCACAGCAACGUGGUGCUCCACAGCAACGUGGUGCUCCACAGCACAUUGGUGCUCCACAGCAACGUCGGGCUCCACAGCAACGUGGUGCUCCACAGCAACGUGGUGCUCCACAGCAACGUCGGGCUCCACAGCAACGUGGUGCUCCACAGCAACGUGGUGCUCCACAGCAACGUGGUGCUCCACAGCAACUUGGUGCUCCACAGCAACGUGGUGCUCCACAGCAACUUGGUGCUCCACAGCAACUUGGUGCUCCACAGAAAUUUUAAGUUGAGGAGGAGACUGUGCUAA
Messenger RNA from Salvelinus namaycush (lake trout), 5766 nucleotides. Its product is annotated as contactin-4-like. Lineage: Eukaryota; Metazoa; Chordata; Actinopteri; Salmoniformes; Salmonidae. Gene Ontology annotation, molecular function: protein binding. The transcript is spliced from 23 exons. The record is from RefSeq and is a predicted model, not a curated record. Gene Ontology annotation, biological process: cell-cell adhesion. The coding region runs from base 1 to 5766 and encodes 1921 amino acids.